GCGAGGAGGACCGGCGGGCAGAGAGCGAGGAGGGCUCCUGGAAGGAGCAGCGAGGUGGCGGCCGCCAGCUGCUGCGCCCCGGGCCGCUGCGCCCCUCUCCUCUGCGCCAUGGCGGGCUGGGCGCCCCUCCAUGGCUCCGCCGCCCCAGCCGGAGCAGCCCUGGCCCAGGGAGAGGAGGAGGACGGGGACUGAUUGCCCACAGAGCCCAGCGCCCGCUGCAGCCCACCCGGCCAGUCUGCCUGCCUGACCACUUUGGGGACGCGCGCGGGGCUCCCGGGAGCCAGUCCUGCGCCCUGCCCUGCCCGGAGCCCCGGAGCCGCUAUGGGCGGGAUGAGCCCCUGGAACUUGGUCCUCCAGACUUUCUUCCUCCUGCCCGCGGCCGGAGCCCAGCGGAGGGGCCCCGCUCCUGGAGACUACUCGCAGGCAGCUCCGGCUCCGGCUCCAGCUCCGGCUCCAGCUCCGGCUGCGGAUGCCUGCAAACUCGGGACCCAACAAAGCGAGCUGAACUCUUUCUUAUGGACCAUAAAGCGAGACCCCCCAUCCUACUUUUUUGGCACAAUUCACGUGCCCUACACGCGGGUUUGGGAUUUCAUUCCUGAAAACUCCAAGGCAGCCUUCCAGCAGAGCAGUAUCGUGUACUUCGAGCUGGACCUCACGGACCCAUACACCAUCUCAGCCCUCACCAGCUGCCAGAUGUUGCCGCAGGGUGAGAACCUGCAGGAUGUGCUGCCCCAGGACAUCUACUGCCGGCUCAAGCGCCACCUGGACUACGUGAAGCUAAUGAUGCCCUCAUGGAUGACUCCAGAUCAGCGAGGGAAGGGCCUCUACGCCGAUUACCUUUUCAAUGCCAUCGCAGGCAACUGGGAGAGGAAGAGGCCUGUGUGGGUGAUGCUGAUGGUGAAUUCCCUGACUGAAGUGGACAUUAAGUCCCGAGGGGUGCCGGUGUUAGACCUGUACCUCGCCCAGGAGGCCGAGCGCCUCCGGAAACGGACUGGGGCAGUGGAAAAAGUCGAAGAACAGUGCCAUCCUCUGAAUGGGCUCAACUUUUCUCAGGUGAUCUUCGCCUUGAAUCAGACCCUCCUGCAGCAAGAGAGCCUUAGGGCAGGAAGCCUCCACACCCCCUACACCACAGAGGAUCUGAUCAAGCACUAUAGCUGUGGCGACCUCAAUUCCAUCAUCUUUAGCCACGAUAACUCCCAGGUUCCGAAUUUUAUUAACGCUACACUGCCACCUCAGGAGCGGAUCACCGCUCAGGAGAUUGACAGCUAUUUCCGCCAAGAGCUCAUCUAUAAACGGAAUGAGCGGAUGGGGAAGCGAGUGAAGGCCCUCUUGGAGGAGUACCCUGAUAAGGGCUUCUUCUUUGCCUUUGGCGCUGGUCAUUUCAUGGGCAACGACACAGUGCUUGAUGUUUUGAGGAGAGAAGGGUAUGAGGUAGAGCACACCCCAGCCGGACAACCUAUCGACAAUGAGAAGAGCAGGAGGACCCCUUCCACUCUGUUCCCCCCUCCCCCUGCCCACGCACCCUACGGGAUCUCGAAGGCGUCCAGUCCUCUCGGGCAUCUGGGGGAGGAGGAGGAGGAGGAAGAGGAGGAGGAGGAGGUGCUGCUGCCCCACCUACUCCUGCCUGGGAAUGCUGACCUGUUGGAGAAGAUGGACAGGAAAUACAGGAAAAAGAAAAAGAAGCAGCUGAAAAAACAGAGGCUUCGGCAAUUCAGCGACCUGUGGGUGCGCCUGGAGGAGAGCGCUCCAGCUCCACUUCCUCGGAUCCGAAUUGUCAACGGGUAUAUCACAGUGGAACCUCUGCUGCCGGGCCACAGGAGAUCCACCCAUACCCAUACAGUGUCAAACAGUGCCUGCUUGUCACUUUGGACGCUUUUGUUUUGGUCGUUGACUUUGGCCUUUCAAACUGAGAUCACGCUUCUCUGAGGCAGAUGUCCCACAGAUACUGGUUACCUUUUCUCAGAGCCUUAUACAGACUGAAAAGAAAAAAAACCACAAAAGACCUUUACACCUGUUACUUGAAAGAAUCUUAUCCUUCCAAUUUGGGCUGUCUCAACUCACCUGAUGCACCCUUUGUGGAAGACACUUUGAAUGAAAGCCAUUUGGUUUUAUUCUUCUCUUUUCGAAGAAUGACAUCCGUGUUAUCCCAGAAUGCUUUGGGGAGAUGUAUCAUGUUGUAAGAUAGCUGUAAUUUAGCU
This is a messenger RNA of Dromiciops gliroides (monito del monte), 2198 nucleotides long. It is a transcript of the gene TRABD2A, whose product is annotated as TraB domain containing 2A. The record is from RefSeq and is a predicted model, not a curated record. NCBI's taxonomy places the organism in Eukaryota, Metazoa, Chordata, Mammalia, Microbiotheria, Microbiotheriidae. Gene Ontology annotation, biological process: negative regulation of Wnt signaling pathway. Gene Ontology annotation, molecular function: metalloendopeptidase activity. Gene Ontology annotation, cellular component: membrane. Bases 322 to 1926 code for a protein of 534 amino acids. The transcript has 7 exons.